This is a messenger RNA of Styela clava, 1113 nucleotides long. RefSeq names its product sulfotransferase ssu-1-like. NCBI's taxonomy places the organism in Eukaryota, Metazoa, Chordata, Ascidiacea, Stolidobranchia, Styelidae. Gene Ontology annotation, molecular function: sulfotransferase activity. The record is from RefSeq and is a predicted model, not a curated record.
ACGAUUAAUCACGAUUUGUUUACAUUUGAAGUGAGAUAAAGCAUUGGUUGAACAAAUAUUAAACGUGGAUAGUGCGUGGCGAGGAAAGGAUUCGCUUAUUACGAUGUGUUUAGACAACAGGCGUUUAUUGACAGUUCUCAUUCGAAUUCUCGCAUGCCAAACACAUUGUUUUACACAGAUAGCUAAUGCUGAGGAUAUAGUGGUAAGUGGACAACAAUGUCAAAAUUGCCAGUCUACUACGCAGCUAAACAUCCUGAGCAAGAUGAUAUAUUUCUGAUGCCAAAUGGUAGCCAGGAUAACAUAGAGUCGGCGUUGCGAUAUAAAGCGAGGGCGAAAGAUUUAUUUCUAUGUAGUUAUCCUAAAUGUGGAGUAACUUGGCUUCAAAAUAUAGUUUGGAGAGUUUUACAUCAUGGUCAGCCUUGUGAGACUCAUUUGAGGAAUCACAUAUCAUUUCUUGAGUUUGAUGGUGAAGAUGCAAUUUUUAAAACAACAACUGGAGAAGAUAUUAGUGUUAUAAAAACACAUUUUCCUUAUCACUGGGUUCCAAAACACGCCGAAGCGAAAUAUAUAUUUAUUGCCCGAGAACCAAAAGACGUUUGCGUUUCACUGUUUUAUCACAUAAAGGGUUUUCCUGAUUAUGAAUUUGAUGGCUCAUUUGAUGACAUUUUUGAAGGAUUCUUGGAAGGUACGAUCGACUGCGGUGACUAUUUUCAAAUUUUGAUGGAAUGGUUUGCUGUGAGAAACGAUGCUUCUGUUUUGUUUCUGUUAUAUGAAGAUCUUUUGUCGGAUACAAAAAAUGAAAUUUUAAAAAUUGCUCGAUUUAUUGGAAAUCACUGUGAAGAAGACUUGACAUCAGAUAGCGAAGCAAUUUUGAGGAAAAUAAUUGAAGAAACGCAAAUAAGCGAGAUGCGUAAAGAUGACUCCAAAUGGGUGCUUUCAGAACGGUCCAUUCCUUUUAUCAGGAAGGGAGUCAUAGGUGACUGGAAAAAUCACAUGACUGUCGAGCAAAGCGAAAAAAUUGACAAGAAGUUGAAAGAAACGACCAAAGGAAAUGGCUGUGAAAAAUUAUGGGAGAAGUGGCAGUAGGACAUUAAAAAAUUUUCUUGCUUUCAA